Molecule: messenger RNA, 444 nt
Organism: Prunus armeniaca (apricot)
Lineage: Eukaryota; Viridiplantae; Streptophyta; Magnoliopsida; Rosales; Rosaceae
Source: the annotation of a GenBank genome assembly
AUGUUCGUAUUUCUUGGACAUCUUGGCGACGCUGGUGCGGAGGAGCUCUACCUCUGGCUGGAGAUUGACAUAUGCCGAAGGUUUUCUUUGGGAGGUACCCAUGCGGGGGGUAUGGUGCUGAGUAUCGUGACUAUCCUUGGUCGGCAUAGCAGAGUGUGGGGUGUAGAAGAGGCGACGGGGCUUGAUGGGAGAAGGAGCCAACUGAACUGGGAAGUGAAAGUGGGAGGUUUGUACAAAGUUUCGAUGUGGGACUUUGUGCAAAUCGCCGUGGUGGUGACACGUGUCUUGAAGAUUAGGUUUGGUAGUUUGGGAUCUUCGGCAGUCGAGAGCUUCAGCAGGUGUCUGGCACCUCGGAAGAGUAUCUUCCUUCGGCAGGGGAGAAGGCGUGUCUGCCUUUGUGCUAGUCAUUUUGAGGCUGGAUAUGCUUGGUUGAUUACGGUGUAA